This is a messenger RNA of Liolophura sinensis, 1959 nucleotides long. RefSeq names its product LRP2-binding protein-like. The transcript has 8 exons. Gene Ontology annotation, molecular function: protein binding. NCBI's taxonomy places the organism in Eukaryota, Metazoa, Mollusca, Polyplacophora, Chitonida, Chitonidae. The coding region runs from base 149 to 1186 and encodes 345 amino acids. The record is from RefSeq and is a predicted model, not a curated record.
GAUACGUAAAGCAAGAUGGAGGUGAACUUUUGGCCGAGGGAAGAAAACAUUGCAUUAAUCAGUGAUUAUUGAGCACGAGGCCUCAAUAUUAGGGCUUUCGAUUGCUCAUGGUGCCCUCGCCAAAAUACUGUAAUACAUUUCAGCAAACAUGGAGUUGACUAAAGAUAUCUCCAGUGAACCUUUACCGUCCCACAAUAAAACUACCAUUCUUGAGGAGAUAGCACUAGAGGCAAAGUAUGCCUCUCCAAAUGUAGAGCUGAAUGAAUCUGAACUGUUUGAUGCUGUUGAAUCCAUACUUCUGGGGAAAAUUAAGAAUGGAGAAAAGCAGGCAUACUUCCAGCUUGGACAGUUUUACUAUGAACAGGAGUUAUUCAAGAAAGCCUUGAUCUAUUUUGAAAGGUCAAGAAACUUUGAUUUCCAGUCUAUGUAUCAGGUUGCUGUUAUGCUGUUUGAUGGAACUGGAUGUGAUUCUAAGCCUGCUGCAGCUGUAGAUCUGAUGAUGAAAGUUGCCACCUCUGAUUCUAAGCAAUGUCGGCAUCUGGUACAUGUAGCUCAGUAUAAUCUGGGCAGAGCUUAUUACCAGGGUGUAGGAGUCCAGAGACAGUCCAAUACUGAAGCAGAACGUUGGUGGCUGUUGGCAGCUGAUGAUGGAAACCCAAGAGCCAGUAUUAAAGCACAGACAGCACUCGGAUUGUUUUAUUCCACAGAAGACAAUUUUGACUUGAAAAAAGCUUUUUUCUGGCAUUCUGAGGCAACAGGCAAUGGAUCAUUAGAGUCACAAGGAGCUCUAGGAGUGAUGUACGAGUAUGGGGUGGGUGUCAAGGCUGAUACUGACGCUGCCUAUAUCUGCCUGACAGAAGCCGCAGACAGGGGUAAUGUGUAUGCCAUGGGUAACCUUAUUGCUCAUUACUACAAACGGAAACUUUUCACGAAAGCUGCAGAUUUAGCCUCAAGAGUUGCUGAGCUGACAGACAUUACCACAUUGGCCUCAGAAACUGACUGUAUACCAAACUACAUAUCUAAGGGGAUAUCCCUUGCCAGCUUCUAUUAUGCCAGGUGUUUAGCUGUGGGCCAUGGCGUUACAAGGGAUCAAGAUAAGGCCAAACUUUUUUAUUCUAAGUCUUACCAGUUUGAUGCCGAUGUGUGUGCACAUCUUCAGAACAUAACACAGCAUGGUAUCAUUUAGUGGGAAGGGACACUUAUUUAGAGUACAGAUCAUUUAUCCUGGGUAUCUCCACAUUGAAGCGACUUGACUUAUGCCAUGUACCAGCUUAUUUGCUCAGUAUGGAGUAGACUGAAAAGGCAAUUUGAGCUUCUGGUAUGCAUUUGUCUGGACAGGGAUGACUAUCUUGAAGGCAGCGCAAAGAUGAACACAUAAUGACUUAUUAAAGGUUCUAGAACAUACAAUUCACAUUGAUGUUUAGAUGUCGAAACUUGAGACGUGAAAUAAUUAUGUGUUCAGUCAUUUAUACUGCCUAAGAUUACAGGUUGAUUUCAUUGAGUAACAAGUAAAAUGAACUAUUUUGUUAUUUUUUAUCCAUCAAAAGUAUGAAAUGAAACCAUUUAUUUUUUGCUAGCUACUAAUGCAUGUUGUCUCAUCCUACAUGUAAGAAUUGAUUGUAUUUUUUUUUUUUCUUAUGUAGCCUAUUUUUAUAACAAUGACUUUGUUGGCCAAAAAACUGUGAUAUUUGCUAUUGUUCUUUUGUUGAAGGACGAUAUGUAGUCAUGUUUUAGUAUUCUUAUUACGGAUUUCCCAUUUUUUCUUGCAUAAGUGUUUUAAAUUUUGGCAAGACGUACAUUGUUAGAGUGCCUUGAGUGAUAACCUUGUAUGAAGAAAGAUAUACCUUUCUUAUAUAAGUAAUUUUUGUACGCCAUGUACCAGUAUUAUAAAUAUAUUUGUAAUUCAUCCAAUGUUAUUAUAAAGAGAUUCCCAUUCCAAUACAGGUAAAGUUACUUGUU